Molecule: messenger RNA, 709 nt
Organism: Rubroshorea leprosula
Lineage: Eukaryota; Viridiplantae; Streptophyta; Magnoliopsida; Malvales; Dipterocarpaceae
Source: the annotation of a GenBank genome assembly
AAAAACAAGUGGGAUCUAAGAAAACUAUCUUCUUUGCUGUUUCUCUUUUGGUGACUCUUACCCCAUUUUCUCCAUCUUCUAGUGUCACAGAAGAGACUCCAAGGGCCAUAUGCUUUCAGACACAAAGCGAAGAAUUCUGUGAGAAUCUUUUGAUGAAUGAUCCCCGGACGAGUUCUGCAGAUCUUCCUCUGCCCUAGCUCAUCUCAAUUGAGCUAAGAGAGAAGCAGUGCAGUCAGACACUUGAAAUUUUAUCCCAACUCCAUGACAGUGCCACUGAUCCUUCCAUAAAAGAGCCACUUCAUAAAUGUUUAGGGAUUUACAGUGAGAUGGAAGGGAAGAUCAAGGAGGCACAUCAGCUUUCUGUGGCUAAAAGGUACAAGGAUAUUGAUCAAUUGGCUAAGGCUACAAAUCUUGCCAUACAGUGUGAGAAGGGGAUUCCACUCAGCUAUAAUGCCACUCAGGAGACAAGUAUGAACAUGAUCUUGACAUGUCAAACUUCUAACUAUGUUAAUGCAUUCAUUACUCAGGGGAGUAACUGAAUUCUUUUAUUGGAAACAAUCUUUGUUUUUCAUGGUAUAAGCAAGUUUCAGGACAUUUUUGCUGAUUCUUCAUAUUCAUUUGACUGGUAUAUGAAAUCCAUUGAAGUUAUGGCGAUGUGAACAUAUAUAUAAAUAUAUAUAUAUAUGGAAAAUAAUUUUUAGACAAUUUU